ACAAGACGGAAAUGUAUCGCUAAACCGCUGAAUAGCAUGGUUCACGUGUGGAAGAUAACACACAUACAAGCAUUAACUUUAUUAAGAUUUGGAAGAAGACAAAAUAGUGAAUUUAUAAAACGCGUGUAUCAGAACAGAAACGUGAGUGUUGAAACUCAGAGAACCCAUUGUUCAGUGCUGAAUGUCAGGAGAAACAGCACGCAAGUAGAGUCCUCAAAACACCCGGUGAACACACAUUUAUCACUGUACGACAUGGACAAUAAAGGGGAAGAAGGCGGCGGGGACACGGACAGCACUGUCAAAACAAGCUGCGGGAAGCGUAAAAACGAGGAGACGGAUGAGGCUGCAGGACAAUGCAGCGGUAGGAAGCGAAAGCGUGGCGGCGGAAAGCAGCUGCGGCCCGGUGAGCGCUACGUGCCUCCCCCGCAGAAGCGCAACACCGGCGUCAGCUUCAACCAGGAGCACUUCGCGGAAACCUCCUACUAUUUUGAAGGCGGUCUGCGAAAAGUGCACCCCUAUUAUUUUGACUUUAAGUCUUACUGUAAGGGGCGCUGGAUUGGUAAAACUCUUCUGGACGUUUUUAAGAAGGAAUUUCGGGCGGAAUCUUUGGAUUACUACAAUGCUGCUGUCAAAGAGGGGCGAAUUAAACUGAAUGAAACCCCUGUGGAUGACCUGAAUGUGGUAUUGAAGAACAAUGACUUGUUGAGGAACACUGUUCAUCGUCAUGAGCCACCGGUGUGCGGCCAGCCCUUAAAGCUUCUGGUGGAUGAUGGUGAAGUGGUGGUGGUGGAUAAACCCUCCUCACUGCCUGUCCAUCCCUGCGGUCGCUACCGACACAACACUGUCAUCUUCAUUCUGGGAAAGGAGAAAGGCCUUGUUGGCCUGCACACUGUUCAUCGUCUGGACCGCCUCACCUCAGGUGUGCUGCUUUUUGCACGAACACUCGAGGUCUCCAAAAAACUGGAUGUGAUGGUUCGAGAGAGACAGUUAGAGAAAGAGUAUGUGUGUCGUGUGGAGGGAGAGUUUCCAGAGGCAGAGGUUGUUUGUGAGGAGCCCAUCCUGGUGGUGUCUUUUCGCGUAGGUCUCUGUAGGGUUGAUCCCAAAGGCAAAGAGUCCCGCACCAUCUUCCAGAGACUGAGCUUUAACGGACGCUCCAGUGUGGUCCGCUGUCGGCCACUCACAGGACGCACGCACCAGAUUCGGGUUCACCUUCAGUUCCUGGGCUUCCCAAUUCUCAACGAUCCCAUUUACGGAUCUUCCGCGUGGGGUCCGAACAGAGCGAAAGGAGGGCUGGUGGGUAUGAGCGACGAGGAGCUCCUAGAGGCUCUCAUCGAAGAACAUAGGUCAAAGGAGAGCCUGCACUUGCUGGAUUUGCCUGAUGAAGAGGUUUCAGGAAAGACAAAGUGUAAGGAUGGCGCUCAAGGACGCAACGAGCAAAUAACGGCGAUCGAGUCAAGCAGUGGCUCCAGUGAAGUGUCACUGGAUGAAGUGAAGGCAGAAAGUAGGCAAGUUGUUCAGCAGAGCACAUCUGAGUCUGUGGGAGAGAUAAACGGGGCACGCAAAGAUAAGGAUUUGGCCUCCGAUGAUGCCAGCAGAACUGGGAGAUCAAAGGAUUUUGUUAGAGAUCAUUUAUGUGGAGAGUGUAAAAUCGUAAGGCCUGACCCGACAGAGAAAGAGUUGAUUAUGUAUCUGCAUGCGCUGCGCUAUAAGGGACCUGAUUUUGAAUACUCUACUCAACUGCCCGACUGGGCUAAAGAAGACUGGAUUCAGGAUUAAGCUAAAGUCAGAUGUGUUUAUGCAGUUUUGUUGGCGGACUCUACCACACAAUGAUUAUUCAGUUAUUAAAUAUGUUCGAAUUGGGAUUGACUUAAAAGUUGGCUAUUUUUGGUCAGUCAUGUGGCGCGUUGCUGUCUUUCAUUUCUUUCAGUUACUUGUACUUGGAAAGGACAUCUGACAUGAACAUACAGCAAUAAAGCAGACUUUAUUAUACAAAAA
Molecule: messenger RNA, 1995 nt
Organism: Danio rerio (zebrafish)
Lineage: Eukaryota; Metazoa; Chordata; Actinopteri; Cypriniformes; Danionidae
Gene: rpusd2
Product: RNA pseudouridine synthase domain containing 2
Biological process (GO): RNA modification; RNA processing; pseudouridine synthesis
Molecular function (GO): tRNA pseudouridine(31) synthase activity; tRNA pseudouridine(32) synthase activity; RNA binding
Source: RefSeq, marked validated